AUGAUUUACUCUAGUGAUAACUAUCUAGACACCAACAAAAAGAAGAAGAACAGUGAAACAUCACUACAGUUCAAGAGUAUUAUAAAUAAUCGGUAUCUUCGAACAAAGAUAUUCAAUCAUGUCAACCAUAUUCAUCAAGCAAUAGUUGAUAGACAUUUCAUUGGACGUGAACAUCAAAAGGGAUGGACAUUGAUAGUAAAGAUAUCUCAAGUGGUAUCAUUACAAGAGUUUAUUAGAAUCAAUAGAACUGACUGGUUUAUCGAUCAUUUCGAUAGAGUAUAUGAUACAAUCAAACUUGGUUGUAAAGAUGAUAAUGGUGUUGUCAAAUUGGAUCAUGAUAUUGUAUUCAAAGAUUUAUUGGACGUGAUAGUAAAGAGAGAUGAUUCGAUUGCAUUGAAGUUUAUGUUGAAGAGAUUCAAAUUUACUCUUCAAACUAUUAUGCAAUCUGUUUACCAUAAUCGGGGUGAACAACCAAUAUCGAUAGAGGUGUAUCAAGUAUUGAAGCGAUACAAUUACAUCAAUGCCACUGCCUAUGAUAUCAACGUUGGGGAUUCAUUAUGGUAUAUCAACAAUCUGGUGAUUUGUGUCAUCAACUCUGGUGACAUUGCAAUAUUUGACCAGUUUUGUAUAGAUUGCCUUGACCCAAUCAAAUCAAUAUUUAAUAUCAAUUAUGUACGUGCCUAUGAUGAUGUAUUUAUAAAUAUCAUCAACAAAUUAAAUAAUAAUAAUGAUAAUAAUAAUAAUAAUAAUAAUAAUAAUAGUAUUAUAUUUCAUAUGGUUGAAAGAUUAUUAAAUCUUGGAAUAGAUUUAAGAGGACCAUUAUUUAUCAAUGCAAUGAAAUAUUCAAACAAUCAAGAGAUAUUAAAUUGGAUAAAGAAUAGUUUUGAUAGUUUCGAUAUGUUUGUCGACUUUUAUCAUCAAUCAAAUAGAUGGAUAGAGAGAUUGGCAUCAAUGGAUACUCUAAAGUUGAUUGAUUACCGAGAACCAAAAUACAAUUCCUUUAACAUUUCAUCUGCAAAGGCAUCAGCGGAUGGUAAUUUAGAUUACCUCAGAUAUAUGGUGAACCAGAAUGACCAAUAUCUAUUUAAAAUGUCACAUCUCGAAAAUGCAUUGGUAAAGGGACAGUUGAAAUGUGUCAAUUUUAUAAUUGAUGCUAUCUCUCAAUAUGCACAACCUGGUGGACAAACCACUAAAUGCAGUACUAUCGAUGCAUCGAUCAUGUCAUUGGAUCUCGUCCAACGAUUGGUCAAUAACCCAAACAUCGAGAUUGACUAUUAUGAGCUGAUCCGUUCAUCAAUCGACCGACCAGACAUUCUAGAGUACCUUCUUUCACUCGGUUCAUUCUCAGUUGAUAUUGAACCCUCCCUAUUCCUCCAAGACCCAAAAUCCAUCCAACUGUUGCUCAAUCAACCCCAUCUCGACCAACCUACUCGGGUUCUGCUUUUUAUGAAGAAAAUACCCAACAUCCAAACAAGACCACUAGAGUUGUUGUAUUUCCGAGGUCAUUCACUUGAAAUAUUGUGCCAAGAAAAUAUGAUGCAACCGCCCAAUUGGAGGGGAGCCCAAGUAGCUGACAUCGAGGUUCUCCAAUUGAUUAUCAAACACCAAUCAAUUCAAAGUCUUUCUCCAUGGAUUAUCAUGACAAGGUACAGUCAAUACGACGACCAUAUCGAGUUGUUAAAGGAUGCAAUCGUUGCAGAGUUGGCCAAAAACGAGCCAAUUCACAUUGAUGGUGCCGUUCAUCAAGUAUUCAAUACUGCAUGUAAAAAUGGAUUGAUCAAAGUUGUCGAAUGUUUUGAUGAUUAUAUUGGUUCUUUUGCAAUGGGAGGAUUUGAAAUAGCUCUUGCAAACAAUCAAAUUCAAGUUGCAAAGUAUUUGGGUCAAGAACUAGCUAAAAUCUUUUCCAAAAAAUUACAAACCAAGGAAACAACACAGAGAGUUAUCCUUUCAAUACUUUCAGUAUUAAACCGAGUAGAGGAUGAUCAAGUUUUCGAAUAUUUUUGGAAUCUUUUCAAAGCAUUGACAACCAAUUCUGUACUUGUCUCUCGUGCUAUUGGAUUUCCAUCUCAUAAUCGUUCAAACAACCGACAUUUAACAACUAAUAGAGUGGAUAGAAUGAUUAAACAUUAUGGUCAAUAUUAUAAUGGCUGUGAAAGAGAUGAAUAUCAAAUGAAACCAUUGACACUAUUAUAUGGAUAUCAAGCAGUAGUAAUCAAUCAUAUUAUCACAAAAUAUCAAAAUGAUGUAUUGGUCAACCAAUUUAUCGAUAUUAAAUCAUUUGAUUAUUUUGAAUAUUAUAAAUAUGAUUUGAAAUUAUGUUUGAUUCCUCCAGUCCCUAUAAUAAUAAAUAAAUAA
This is a messenger RNA of Cavenderia fasciculata, 2355 nucleotides long. RefSeq lists its product as uncharacterized. The record is from RefSeq and is a predicted model, not a curated record. The transcript has 2 exons. The coding region runs from base 1 to 2355 and encodes 784 amino acids. NCBI's taxonomy places the organism in Eukaryota, Evosea, Eumycetozoa, Acytosteliales, Cavenderiaceae.